Molecule: messenger RNA, 2184 nt
Organism: Trichoderma gamsii
Lineage: Eukaryota; Fungi; Ascomycota; Sordariomycetes; Hypocreales; Hypocreaceae
Exons: 5
Coding region: 1-2184 (727 amino acids)
Cellular component (GO): mRNA cleavage and polyadenylation specificity factor complex
Source: RefSeq, a predicted model, not a curated record
AUGGCUGCUGCCGCAUCCUCCCUCUCAGUGCCAGACCAGAUUCGCCAGCUCAACGAUGCGCGCAAGCUCGUCCUAGGCGAUGUCAAGUACUAUCCCAGCGUCGUCAGAGGAAUUCUCCCCAUCAUUGGGCCCCAGGCGCCUAUAGAGCUGCGACGAUGGGUCACGGACUUUCUGGCCGAGGCCUUUGCUACGCCCGCGCUGCCAAAUUCAGAGAAGGAGACGAUACAGCCAUACGUGUUGACGACGCUAGAGUCGCUGAUUGAGCAGGAGGUUGAUCCGCAAGUGCUACGGAAUGUGAUACAGACGGCAGCGAGCAUUUAUCCGCUGGCCAUGAGGUGGAUCAUCAACAACAGCUACGAUACCGUGACGUGGGAGCGGAUGGUGAGUAUCAAGCAGAAGAUCCUACAGAUGUGGGAUAAUGUCCCACCGACGGUGAGGAUAUGCUGCAUAAAGUUUGCUCAGCGGGUAGUGCUGGCGCAGAGCGUUGCCUCGGGGGCUGAACAUAGGUAUGGCGGCGGCUUGGACGUCUCUUUAGACAAAGUACCACCCAACCACCAGACGCUCGAUCCUAGAAAUCUCGAGGCUGAAGCGAGCGGGCUGUUGGACCGCAUGCUGAGUAUCCUUCAAGGGAACAACGAUGGCCUUCUAGUAGACGCAACUUUGAAUUGCUUGUCCAUUAUGGUGCGGACUCGCCCAACUACAUCAAGUCGAAUUCUCAAUGCAUUGCUCAGUUUCAACCCUCUACAAGCCGCCAACUCGCCAUUGACCCCAAAGACCAAGGUGAUGAUCAAAUCCAUGGAGAAAACGGCCCGGUUGCUAUUGAUUCACCUGACUAAGCGAGACCCCCAUAACCCAAUCGUGCCUAGAAUACAGCAGCAUGUCGAGGGCACAAUGCGUAUGGUGGCCGAGCUCUUUGACGGUGCCGGGCGGAAAAGACCACUGGAGCCCAAGCCGCAAGAUGGAUAUGAUGUCAAGCGCCCGCGGAUUGAAGCCUCCCAAAUCCAGAUCCCCCCCUUGGGCCCAGGUCCCCAUAGCCUGGCCGAUGUCUUUACCCUCAUUGGCAACGAUGGACUCAAGUUCUUCGACGCCUCUCAGGUUCCCCACAGCCUCGUAGCCAGAAUCGCUGUGAAUACUUUGUCUAGGCUGGAUCCCCAGGUCCUAGCAAAGGCUGUAGAUGGUGUUCGCGGCCGACUGGAGAUGCUCAACAACAACCCUCCUCCGGAGCUGAAUCCAAACACUGCUCCUCUCGGCGUUGAAGAAGACGAAGACGACUAUGAGCCAGACUUUUAUCAGGCCGAGGAUACGGAGCAGAUCUUGAACAAGUUGGAUAAUGCGCCGGCACCUGCUGCAGCUGAACCUAUAAUAAGCUUCGAUGAUACCCUUGGGCUGAAAUCUUUUAGCCUUCCUCAGCCACAGCAGCUGACGCCGGAGAUGGCUCUCAACGCGGGCAGUGGAACAGUGACAAGAGUGUUGGACAUGAUGAAGUCACUGGAAGAGCCGAGUGUAAAGAAACAAAAGGCUGGCUUCAACCGGCUUGCGGCAAGCUCUGAGAGCAGAGACUCCUGGAUGACCAUCUUGGCGCGGUUAGCGACACGAUCAUCUGCAGGCCUUCAGGAAAUAUCAGUAAAGGGGGAGGCGGACGAAUCGACUCAGUCACCAUCCCUCAACAACAGUAUCCGGGAGAUACUUUACAACUACAUCAUGGAAGACUUUCGCAACCACAUCGACGUUGCAGUAUCAUGGCUCUGCGAGGAAUGGUACAACGACAAGGUGCAGAUGAAAGCUGGCGGAGACCAUCCGAUGUACUACGAGAAGUGCACGCUCCGACUCAUUGACGGAUUUCUCCCUUACCUACGCCCGCAGGAUAAGGUUCUUACUCGUUUCCUGAGCGAAAUUCCCGAGCUGAACCGAGCGAUUCUCUCUCGUGUGAAGCACAUGUGCCGUGAUCCGAGUGUGACGCAACUGGCAUUGACUAGCUUGCUGUACUUGGUGAUUAUGCGGCCUCCCAUUAAAGAAGCUGCGCUGGACGUUGUUCAAGAUAUAUGGACAGACUAUGAGGAUGCUAGGACGAUGGCAGCCAAGUAUUUGACCAAGUAUCGGCCGCAGUUCAUAGAAACUGCGACAAAGCGCGAAAAUAACGAUAGUCCCGCAUCCGCACCGGGUGGAGAUGCAAUCGCCGCAUAA